AUGUCGACGCGAGAUCCACUCUUGCCUGCGUCGGCAGGCGAGGAGCGGGGCGCGAAGGCGCCCGGAGCGCCGGAAACCGGCGGGAACGUCGCAUUGCAUCUAGGACGGAGGAGGUCGCACGAGCCGGGUCGCACGGCCGACCGCGCGGGCUCCGGCGACGGCGCCGUCAGCGAGUCCGACGUCUCCACGUCCGGCGCGUGGCACCACUCGGGCCACCAGAGCCAGCACGGCGAGGCGGACCCGGCCGGACCCGAGCCGCGGUCGAAUCUGUCCUCCGCCACGUCCUCGUCGCCGCGCAACAGCCCCUUCUUCUCCACGCAGGAGGUCGUCCAGGGCUUCGGGGCCCUCGACGACCUCCUGCGCGUCCUCGAGCAGCUCGGGUCGCAACCGUCCACCCGCAGCUCUGAAGGGUCCGUGCAGCCCGAGGCCCGUGCGUCCGGCUCCGGCUCCGCGGCGGGCUCCGCGAGCGCCGUCCCGGUGCCCAAGGGCUCCAAGGGCGCCGCGGGAAAGAACCUCGCCCAGCGCAUGAUCCACAAGCAGCGGUCCAACCGCCGCGCCAUCAUGCUCACCGACGCCCAGCAGCGCCUCACGCUCGAGCUGGAGCUCUUCAAGCACCAGGUCGAGCGCGGCCUGCGGAGCCGCGAGGGCGCCGGCGUGGGCGCGUCGGAGCACGGCGCGGGCGCGGCGCUCGCGCGCUCGCGCACGGAGCACGCCAACGUCCUCGACGCGCUGGCGGGCGACUCCGAGGAUGACGAGGCCGCGCGGCGGCAGCUGCAGCGCACGGCGACGCAGCACGUGCCGUCCGGGACGGGCAACUCGGACCGGCGGGGCCCCUCGGCGCGGGCCCGUCGCAAGUCGAUGACGGCUGGCGCAAAGACGAGCGACGGGAGCCCGCUGCCGUCGCGGUUCUCGUCGCGGCGGCCGUCGCUGCAGGAGAGCUCGCCGCACCACUCGUCGGUGCCGGGGAGCUCGCCGCACGUGUCGCGGCGCACGAACACGACGGGCGCGAGCAGCCACGCGCACCACCUGAGCAGCAGCCACGCGGGCGGGUCGGCGCACGGCCUCGACGGCGACCGCUACGGCGGCGCGCUCGCGGCCGCGGACGUGCUGUCCGGGGCCGCGGUGGCGCGGGAGCGCCACGAGAGCGCGCGGACGAGCCAGCGGCACAGCGGGCGCGUCAGCGGACGUGCGUCCUGCGCGGGCCUCCCCGCGGCCUACUGCGCGGAGAUGGCGGCGCGGCCGGCGCCGGUGCGCGGGCACGCGUCGGGCGGGGGCGAGGCCGCGGAGGAGUCGGCGCACUCGGGGAGCGAGCACUCGUCGCGGGAGUCGGCGCAGGGCCCCGACGACGGCGCGGGCGUGCUCGAGACGCUGAUGGAGAUUGCCGACGCCGUGCUGCAGAUGGACGUCGCGACGUUCGAGCAGCAGUACCGCGGGCUCGUGAGCCGGCUCGAGAAGCUCCGCCGCGUGUGCCUGGAGCGGCCGAACCGCCUGCUGACGACGAAGCUGCUGGUGAUUCUGACGGGGUUCUCUAGGUUUAUAUCUCUGGGCAAGGCGGACGGGACGGUGAGCCCCGGCGGCGUGGCGCGGGGCUCCGGCGACGGCACCAGCGAGCAGGCGGCGCCGCGGCACCGGCUGGCGCGUGGGAGCGGGAUGGCGGCGGGCGGGGUGCAGCGGAUGGCGACGGCGUCCGACAGCAGCAUGCGGCGGGAGCGCGCGGCGAGCGCGGGGCGGAAGCACGCGGCCGCGGCGACGGCGGCGGUGCGCUGGGCCUCGGGCGAGGGCGCGCAGCUGUCGACUGCGUCGUCGUUCGGCCCCAUGGCGGAGGCGGAGCGAGGGAGCUUGACGGAGGCGGAGCGCACGGGGCACCGCGUGAUCAUCGAGGACCGGUUCAUUCUGUCGCCGAAGGCCGGGGCGCUCGGCGGCUCGCGGUCGGAGAUCGCGGAGGGCACGGCCUCGCGGCCCGAGCCUGGGCGGAGCCGCAGUCAGGCCACGUCGGGCGGGUCGGACGGGCUGGACGGGGAGGAGGCGACGGGGCGGGCGAGCGCGGGCGACUCCGCGGCGCCGCAGAGCGGCUUCCUGGUGCGCAUCUCCACGUGGCUGAAGCACAGGAAGGAGACGAAGGCUGCCAAGAAGGAGGUGAAGGAGCGGGAGAAGCGGGACAGGAGGGAGGCGAGGGAGCGUCGGCACGGGUCGGCGUCGUCGGCGGCGACGGGGGACUUGUCGCGCGGGUCGUUCUCGGGGCGCGCGCAGGAGGCGUCGCGGCACCGCACCACGGCGCGGCUGCGGCUGGACACGGUGGGCGAGGGCGCGGCGCUGAAGGUGUCGGAGGCGGACCCGGCGCUGGACGAGGACCGGACAGGCGUGCAGGGCGUCGCGGACGGGCACGUGGAGCCGGAGCCGGACUCGUUCAGCGUCGCGCGCACGCGGCUGUCGCUGGACAUCAACCGAGUGCCCAUGUCGAUGAUGGAGGUGGUGUGCCGGAUCUGCGAGAAGCUGGUGCCGGUGUCGAUCAUCUCGGAGCACUCGCGCGUGUGCGCCGUGGUGGAGGCGGCGGUCGGGCAGCACGACGCGGCGCGGGCCGCAGACGUCGACCUGGUGCUGGCGCGGUUCGCGAUGGCGCUGGAGAACAAGGAGCUGCCGCGGAUGAAGCGCGCGCAGGGCAGCUUGUACCGCACGAGCCAGCUGAAGCAGCUCGUCGCCAUGGCGCGCACGGCGUCGUCGCUGCAGCCCGACGGCACAGUGCGCCCGCAGCAGCGCCUGGACGAGAUCCUGGGCCUGCUGAGCCACUUCGGGGCGCCUGCGGCGCAGCCCGUGCAGCCCGACCGGCGGCGCAGCGUGUCGUCCUGGAGCGGCGGCGCGCCGCCCAAGAACGAGGACACCACCGUCACCAUCUGGGCGCAGAAGCUCAUCGAGCUGCUGCACAGCAAGGCGGACGACCUCAAGUCCGUCGCGCGCGUCGACGAGCGCGAGAGCAAGCAGCGCGCCCGCCCGGAGUCGGCCCAGGCCGCGGAUUACCUGUCGAUCAAGGACUUCGAGAUUAUCAAGCCGAUCAGCCGCGGGGCGCACGGGCGCGUGUACCUCGCGCGGAAGCGCAAGACGGGGGACUACUUCGCGAUCAAGACGAUGCGGAAGAAGGACCUCCUGCGGAAGAACCUGGUCGAGAACGUGCACAACGAGCGCAACAUCCUGGCCACGACGGACAACCCGUUCGUCGUCCGGUUCUUCUACUCGUUCCAGUCCAAGGAGAACGUCUACCUCGUGAUGGAGUACCUCUCCGGCGGGGACCUCUUCUCGCUCCUGCGCAACAUUGGCGCUCUCGAGGAGGACGUGGCGAAGAUGUACAUCGCGGAGACGGUCCUCGCGCUCGAGUACUGCCACGCGAACGGCGUGAUCCACCGCGACGUCAAGCCGGACAACCUCCUGAUCGGCCCGGACGGCCACAUCAAGCUGACGGACUUUGGGCUGUCCACGCGCGGCGCGUCGGCCUGGGACGCGCUCACCGGGGAGGCGGGCGAGGGCGGCGACCCGGCCGCGUCGGGGCGCGCCGGCGAGGGCGGCGACCCGGCCGCGUCGGGGCGCGCCGGCGACGCCACCACGCUGUCGAGCCUGAACGAGAACGCGGAGAGCGCGCACAGCGGCGCGGGGGCGUCGAACGGGUCGGACAAGGGCAUUGGCCCGCACGGGCGCACCGGGCACGCGGACGGCGAGCGCAAGGUCGGCACGCCGGACUACGUCGCGCCGGAGAUCCUCCUCGGGCACCCGCACGGCGUGGAGGUGGACUGGUGGGCGGUGGGCGUGAUGGUGUACGAGCUGGUGGUGGGCGUGCCGCCGUUCAACGCGGACACGCCCGAGGAGAUCUUCGACAACAUCCUGGAGCGGGACAUCGAGUGGCCCGGCGAGGACGGCGACGAGGAGGACCCGAUCAGCCCCGCGUGCCGCGACCUCAUCGAGAGGCUGCUGUGCAUGAACCCGGCGGAGCGGCUGGGGCACAACGGCGCGGGGGAGAUCAAGAUGCACCCGUGGUUCGCCGACGUGCACUGGUCGCAGCUGAGCAAGACGAAGGCGGCGUUCGUCCCGCAGACGUCCUCGAUCGAGGACACGUCGUACUUUUUCAACAAGCCCGUGUCGCAGAUGUCCAUGGUGGCCGACCUCGAGCCCUCGGAGGUGCGGGACGUCGCGCGCCCGAGCUCGAGCAAGCGGCGGAAGUCCUCGCUCAGCACGGGGUCGUCCUCCGUGAUGCGCUCGCGCGGCCCGGGGCAGUCCCAGGAGGAGGCGCGCGAGCUGGCGGCCGUGACGAGCAUGACGUCGGGGCCGUCGGACACCUCCACCGCGGGGCCGAACACGGGUCUCACGCCGAGCGCGGCCGCCGCGGCGGAGGCGGCGGCGGUCGCCGCGGCCGAAGCCGGACUGACGCACGCCACGGACUCGCACGGGCGCAAGGGCAGCGCGAGCACGGCCGGGCAGCCGGGCGGGCACGGGCAGCGCCGGAAGUCGCUCUCCGUUCGGCGGAGCGUCGCGGCGCAGGGCGGCGACGAGGCCCUGCGCGACCACCUGACGGAGAACCUCCUCCGAAGGUACCGCGAGCAACGCGGGUCGAUGGACAGCGCCCGCUCGUCCGCGUGGGGCGUGCAGGGGCAGGCGUCGCUCGACUCGAGGUCCUCGCUGGACUCGCGGAUCGCGCUCGCGCACGCCUCCUCGAUCCCGCGGCCCGCGGAGGUGCCCAGGCCGAUGACGUCCGCCGUGCACGAGUCGCACUGGGCCGCGGCAGGCGGGCCCGCGGCGGCCCGCACGUCCGCGUCCGGCAGCGGCAGCGCCGGCGCCGGCGAUAACGCCGCGUUUUUCUCCAGUCUGACUGGCGAGGCGAUCACCGUCGGGCGCGCCAGCCGCCGCCAGCGCACCACGGGUCGCCUGUCGACGGACCGCCCCACCGACCCGGGCUCGGGCCCGCCGCCGCGACCGUCCGGACGCGCGCUCUCGGGGCGCCAGUCCUCGGCGGGCGAGGCGUCCCGCAAGGCCUCGAGUUCGGGCAUGCCGCCGUCGCCCAGCAGCAUCACCACGCCGAACGCGCCCCUGACGGCGUCGCGGAUGUCGCGCGAAGUCAACGUGCGCCUCUCGGACGAGCACGACCAGCGCGGGGCGGCGCCCACGCUCGCGACGCUCCUCGGCGCGGGCAGCCCGCACGGCGUCUCUCAGCCCAGCCGCCUGUCGCGCAAGGCCCUCCGCGCGUCCCAGGUGUCCGAGGAGCACCCCGCCGAGCCCCCGAGCGCCAAGGCCAGCAUGUGCAGCGACGGUCCCGGCAGCGCCCCGCGCACCCCCGGCCCAGCGAGCUCCAUGGGGUGCUCCCACGACUCGGCCCAGCAGGCGCAUGGCACGAGGUCGCCUGACGGGCCCCAGGGCUCCGUGCCGCGGCGGCCGCACAGCUUGCAGAUCUCGUCGCACGCGGAGUCGUCGUUCGCGUCGUCGCCGUCCUCGCGCGGCGUGGCCGGCGACGGCAGCGUGCUGGACUCGCGGCCGAACAGCGCGCACCCGGGCGCGACGGUGCGCUCGAACACGUCGCGCCGCAGCCUCGCGAUCGACCGCCGGCAGAACCCGAGCUGGUCCGCGCGGCACCGCGCCGCCGUGGGGUUCGUGGCGGGCGACCAGGGCCCGCGCCUGCUGCCGCCACAGGAGGGCGUCGAGCGCCAGCCGUCGGACGGCACCGAGGGCGGGGCGCGCGGGUCCGGCAGCGACGACCCGUUCCUGCGCAACGAGGGCUCGAUGGGCGACGAGCGCUCGAGCGACAGCACCGAGGAGUCGUCCGGCGGGGACGCACACGGCGCGUUCUCGGGCUUCUCGUUCCGCAACGUGACGCAGCUGGCGAACCGCACCAUCGAGCAGGUCGCCGUGAGCGGGCACAACUCGCCGCGCUCGACGGGCUCGCGCGGCCUCGCGCCGACGGCCAGCGGGAGCCACCACGACACGGGUUCGCCCCAGCGGCGUGGGUCUGUCCAGGACCUCCCGCAGGACAGCUCCGCGGGCCGCAAAGGGCCCGGGGUGACGCGGAUGGGCUCGCAGACGAAGCGGCGCGGCAGCGUGGGCGGGCCCGCGACGCGCCUCGACCAGAUGACGACGAACGAGGCCGUGGGACCGUCGUCGAUGGCAACGGCGCUGGAGGCGCUGGGCUCGUUCGAGCUCGACUUGGACGAUUCGGGUCGCGCGAGCAAGUGA
This is a messenger RNA of Pedinophyceae sp. YPF-701, 6207 nucleotides long. NCBI's taxonomy places the organism in Eukaryota, Viridiplantae, Chlorophyta, Pedinophyceae. The record is from the annotation of a GenBank genome assembly.